UUCUGCUCGUGUGUGUGUGUGUGUGUGUGUGUGUGGAGGGCCUCGACACACUGACGGAUGAUGAUGGACAGAGAAGACAAGACAGCAAACUUCCACAGACUCCUAUCAGAGGAGAGCUGCAGCUCGGAUGUGUCCAGCGACUCGUGUGAAUACUAUCAGACGGAGAUAUUCGGGCUGUUGCCGAGCUCACAGGCUCAUCGACGGCCGCACGCAGACGCCGUCACACAGCAUCCCGGCGAGGGUCUCGGCACGGCCAGAGUCUCCUGGAACCCCAGUGUCCCGCUCAGAGCUCGACCUGUCUGUCUGCAGGGCAAGAGAGACAUCAGAGAGAGGCAGCAUGUGCAGAGACGCAGCAUUGGCUACUGGGACUCGUGGAGGCGGAGCCAGCAAACCACAAGGCGGCGCUUAAAGGAGCAUGUGGGCGGGGCCCUGUCAGGACUGUUGCCAUGGAGACACGCGAUUCAUAAGAUCGAAGGCCAGUUUGGUGUCGGGGUGAAGGCGUACUUUGUGUUUCUGCGGUAUUUGCUGUGGUUGAACCUGCUUUACUGCGUGAUCAUCGCCGGCUCUGUGCUGACGCCAACGCUGGUGUUCAGGCAGGACUCAGGCCAUCCAAAAAAAAUCUUUGGAUAUAAAGACAUUUUUGUCGGAUCAGGUGUUCUUGAAAACUCUCCAGUGUUUCAUAGUUUCUACACUCGUGGGUCUCUAGAUUUGGCCUGUUUAAACACUCCACUCCUCUUUCUACUUGGCAUGAUCUCUGUCCUCUUUCUCAGCAUCAUCAUGGUGGUCCGCAGGACGGUUGUGGGAUACAAACACUCGUGGCUCACUGGAAACCGCCUCAGUUCAAACCUGAGCUACAAGGUUUUCUGUGGGUGGGAUUUCAGUAUUCAGGACUCGCAAGCAGCAACACUGAAACAAAACUUCAUCAGAAACGAACUGAAGAUGGAUCUAGAAGAGCAGAAGUUUCACGAGCGGGUCCAGCGGCGAUCGCUCAGACUCUGGGUUCGGCUCAUCCUCCUGCGGGUCUUUCUGAACAUCAUUGUGCUGGUUCUUCUGGGAAGCGCAUUCGCUCUGAUCUUUUACAGCAUCGUUCUUUCAGUUGUGUUUCCUAAUGAUUGUCUCUCUUGUCACUAUAAGGUUCUUAACUGGUCUCUGAUGUUGGAGUAUCUUCCUCCAAUCACAAUGGCGACGAUAAACUACAUAUUGCCGCACAUCUUCAGUAAAGUCUCAGAGUUUGAAGAUUAUUCACUCACCAUCCAGCUCAACCUCACCCUGAUCAGGAGUAUUUUCCUGAAGUUGGCGUCUUUGGGCAUCUAUCUGUUCUUCCUCCUCAUAAGAUCUCCAACCGAACACCAGAUUUGCAGAGAACCCUGCGGAGAGAACGCGUUCGGGAAGGAGAUGUACAAACUCACCGUCUUCAACUUCCUGGAGUGUUUCUUCAAUGCGUUUUUUGUGGCUUACCCAAGAACCUUCUUGGUGGAGAGGUUUCCAUCCUCGUCGCUAGCGCGGUUACUAGGCAAGAAGCAAUUUGAGAUUCCCUUCAACGUGCUGGACCUGGUGAACAGCCAGACGGUCACAUGGGUGGGUGUGUUUUACUGCCCCCUGCUGCCGGCCAUCAGCGCUGUCAGGCUGAUGGUCCUCUUCUACCUCAAGAAGUUCACAGUGGAGCGCUGUUGUGUUCCGGCUCAGAGAAUGUUCCGGACCGCCAGUUCUUCUGUUCUCUUCCACUUCAUGCUGUUGUUGGGUCUCUUAAUGUCUGUGGUCACAUUAGUGGUCAACAUCAACAGGUUUCAUCGGGGAUGCUGCGGCCCGUUUAAAGACAGAACUGUGUUUAAUGUGACGAGUGUGUGUAUAAAGACGCUGCCCAAUGAGGUCCAGAACACCAUCAGCUACAUCUCAUCAGAGGCCUUCGCAUUCGCUCUCAUUCUGGCUGAGGUUGUGAUCCUGACGUCGUAUGUGUCCCGCCGGCGAGCGAACCGUAAAGCCAUCGAGAGACUGAAGGACAUGCUGGUGAUGUGCAGCUCUGAUAAACGGUUCUUGGUGAAACAGCACUCGACCAUCUCGCGGCGACAGCUACGCACACGCUAACACGACACCCG
Messenger RNA from Rhinichthys klamathensis goyatoka, 2096 nucleotides. RefSeq names its product transmembrane channel-like 8 (gene tmc8). The record is from RefSeq and is a predicted model, not a curated record. NCBI's taxonomy places the organism in Eukaryota, Metazoa, Chordata, Actinopteri, Cypriniformes, Leuciscidae. The transcript is spliced from 16 exons. Gene Ontology annotation, molecular function: mechanosensitive monoatomic ion channel activity. The coding region runs from base 58 to 2085 and encodes 675 amino acids. Gene Ontology annotation, cellular component: plasma membrane.